AUGGAUUCUUCUCAGAACUGGCUUGGCUUCUCUCUUUCCAACCACCACAUGCCCUCUGAUGAUUCUUCUCAGUUCUGCCUCUUUGAAGCUUUCAACACAAACCACAGUGGUGGGGUACUUGAUAGGUCUGAAGAAGAUGGUGCCCAAGACUUGUCUAUAGUUACCGGCGGUGGAGGUCCAAAACUCGAGGACUUCCUUGGUGGUGGGUGCAGCACCAACUCCGCCACCACCGGAGCUACUGCCGAUGCGUGUCAGUUCACAGUCGAUACUCCGGUGAGUGUGUCAGCUAAUGAGAUAUAUGAUUCAGAGCUCAAAACUAUAGCUGCAAGCUUCCUGCGUGGAAUCUCCGACACCCAGAAGCAGUUGGUGGUGGCGCCGCCUGAGCCGGCGGCAGCGAAGAAGGCCGUUGAAUCCUUCGGCCAACGCACUUCGAUCUACCGCGGAGUCACCCGGCAUAGAUGGACAGGCAGAUAUGAAGCUCAUUUGUGGGAUAAUAGUUGCAGAAGAGAAGGGCAAAGCCGGAAAGGACGUCAAGUUUAUUUGGGUGGCUAUGAUAAAGAAGAAAAAGCAGCUAGAGCUUACGAUCUUGCAGCCCUUAAGUACUGGGGUCCGACCACCACUACAAAUUUUCCGGUGUGCAACUAUGAGAAGGAAAUAGUGGAGAUGAAGAAUAUGACUCGGCAGGAGUUUGUUGCUUCUCUUCGAAGAAAAAGUAGUGGCUUUUCUAGAGGAGCCUCUAUCUAUAGAGGAGUCACAAGGCACCAUCAACAUGGUCGUUGGCAAGCAAGAAUAGGAAGAGUUGCAGGAAACAAAGAUCUCUACCUUGGAACAUUCAGCACACAAGAAGAAGCUGCAGAGGCCUACGACAUUGCCGCUAUCAAGUUCCGAGGCCUAAACGCCGUGACCAACUUCGACAUGAGCCGAUACGAUGUGAAAAGCAUUGCCAGCAGCAAUCUGCCCAUCGGAGGAAUUGCCGGCAAGUCCAAAACUUCAUCCGAUUCCGCUUCCGACAACAAGAGCAUCAACAACGGAGGCCGAUCGGACGACCGGGAUCUCUCUUCUGCUUCAUCAGUGGUAACAUUUGCAUCACAACCUGCAGCCUCUACACUGAGCUUUGCACUGCCCAUCAAACAAGACACAUCAACAGUAGAUUACUGGUCCAUCCUAGGGUAUCAGAAACCACAUUCUCUGAACAAUACCAAAACCCUAAGCGCAACUUCAACCACUCUCUACCAAGCUUCCACCAAUGGUACACACUACCAGAGUACAGCACCUUUCAGCAUGGAUUUCUCUCUAGCUUCAACAGUGAUCAAUGGGAGUAACAACAGUAACAAUAUUGUUGGGUUGAUUGAUAGUGGUAAUUAUAAUUACCUUGAGCAACAAAGCAACAACCCUACAAGUUUUGCUACCCCUAUAAUUACUACCCUAAACACUAGUUAUGAUAAUAGGACUAGUUUUGGUGAUUGGGUUGUUCCGCCACUGCAUACCUUCCAAUCGGCCAAACCCAAUCUAUCAGUGUUUCAGACACCAAUUUUUGGGGUGGAAUGAGGUCAGGAGGAGAAGAAAAAGAAUUGUGUGCAUGUGAGGGAAUAUGUGCAUAUGGGAAGAGGGGCACAACAGUAAAAUUAAUGUGGUAAAUUGCUUGAUUUACUUUAUUCACAAGUUGGGUGGUGGGUCAAAUUGAAUUUUGAGAUGGGACAGAGGAAUUAUUUGACAGGAUCAAAGCUGACAAAGAGUAGUAGUACUACUAACUGAAGUUCUUUGCUAAGGACUAUGCUCUUUUUCUGUCUUUUCUUUUUCUUACUCUACUGACAUGAUUUAUAUAUGGGUAUAAUGAAAAAAGACUCCUCUUUUUGUAAUCCUUCAUUUAUGUUAAUUUUCCGGCUUGUUAGUAAUUUAGUUUUGUAUAUA
This is a messenger RNA of Cornus florida, 1911 nucleotides long. RefSeq names its product AP2-like ethylene-responsive transcription factor AIL5. Lineage: Eukaryota; Viridiplantae; Streptophyta; Magnoliopsida; Cornales; Cornaceae. The record is from RefSeq and is a predicted model, not a curated record. Bases 1 to 1548 code for a protein of 515 amino acids. Gene Ontology annotation, molecular function: DNA binding; DNA-binding transcription factor activity. Gene Ontology annotation, biological process: regulation of DNA-templated transcription. The transcript is spliced from 9 exons.